AUGUUUAGUAAGAAUACCAAUGGGGCAUCCCUUUUCAAUAAUGCUAACACUUCAACUCCAACCUCGACACCCACGCCAGCGAACAACACGCUUCAGAAACCACUAAAGGGCAACUCAAUCUUUGGUAACACAGAUUCUGGUGCCGCUGUAAGUACGCCGAGCCCUUCUGGUUCUUUAUUUGGCAGUAAUAAUAACGCUACAAAUACACAGACUGGUUCCAACAAUCUAUUUGGCACUCAGUCCAACGGUGGAACAACAGGUAGCACUAGCGGUACCUCUAAAACUUCAGGUUUCUCGUUUGGUCAGAACUCAGCUACCACUGGUGGAGGCGGACUGUUUGGAAGGAGCAACAGCGCAGGGCAGCCUUCGUCCAAUAGCAUUGGGAACAAUGCUUCUAAUCUCAGUAAGGGAACAAAUCUGUUUGGAGCAGCAUCUACUGGCCAGAACUCUGGUGGUCUUUUUUCCGCAGGUAACUCAUCGAAUGCGACAGGACUUUUUGGUAAUCAGCAAUCAUCUGUUCAACCUCAAGGAAAUAGACUUUUCAGCUCAAACGUUUCCUCUCUGUCGCAAUCCACUAAUAACGUAACACAGAUGAAUCCAGAUCCUUAUGGAAUAAACAUCACAAAUAUGCCAAUUUCAGUAUCAAAGAUGCCUGCUUCACUGACUGCUCCUUCCAAAGAUACAAGACCGCGCCUAGAUGGACCUACUGGUUCAACCGGCAGCACGGCCUCUAGCCUUACUUCAAGUAAUAGGAGGAACUAUUCUGUGUCCUCAAACAGUGUGGGUCCUUUGUCCUCGCUGCCUGCUACUUCGCAAUCUAGUCUCAUGAACAAGCUCAGCUCGAGGCUGAAAUCGACUUCCAACGUACUGACAACGCAGGGAAUCUUUUCUCCAUCUCAAGAUAGACAAUGGGCUUCUCAGGAACAUGGUGCAUCAGUUAAGAAAAGUACAAGUGAUCUCGCCAGCUCUACUUCCGGCCAUAAUAGUUUAAUUUCAAGUGAAAGUUUCACGCCUUUCUCGCUACAAAAGGCUGACAUAUCGGAUAUGCGCAAAUUGAAGAUCGAUCCCAAUAGAAGUACUGUAAAGAAGUUGAAGCUUCUCUCAGGGAAGGCUGUUGAAACCAAGAGCCACGACGAGGGUCAAAAAGGACCUGAAAGUAUAACCUCCAUUGAAAAGAAACUUGUACAAAAUGAUGACGUAAACCAUGUUUCAAAGGCCGAGACUUUGGCCAACGGAAACAAGCUGAGUAGUCAUGAAGAUGAGCAUGAUGAGGUUCUAGAAAAACAAGACUUUGAGACAGACGCAUCAGGUUACUGGUGCUCUCCGCCUCCGGAACAAUUAGUAACUUUGUCUCCAAAAGAACUUGCAGCGGUACCCAAUUUUUUGAUAGGCCGCAGAGGAUACGGGUGUAUAACCUUCGAUUACGAUGUUGAUUUGACAUCUUUUACUGAAGAUUUGAAAAAUCAACUGUUCGGAAACGCUGUCGUUUUUAACCCAAACAAGACGGUCGAAGUCUAUCCCGAUGAAUCUCACAAGCCCUCGAUUGGUUGCGGGCUGAACGUUCCGGCAACGAUCACGCUUGAAAAUGUGUAUCCUGUUGACAAGAAAACAAAAAGACAACUCAAAGAAGGGUGUAAUUUCGAUGAGGUACAGGUGCUGGUUAGAAGGCUCAAAGCAAUGAGAAGCAUGGACUUCGUCUCCUACAACCCUUUUGGAGGUGUGUGGACUUUUAAAGUCAAGCAUUUCAGUAUUUGGGGUCUGACCAAUGAGGAGGAUGCAGAAGUUGAUGAACAAGAACUGGAGUCAAGAAGGACUAAAAGCUCGGCUGACCAACAUUUCACAAUUCCAAGACAAGGACGACAACUCGCCCAAUCGAAGGCAGAUUCUCAUAAUUUUAUCCCGGGUGGGUUUGAAUUUGUUAAAAGUAAUAUCACGGCGGCAGACAUUACGCAGAAUGAUCUUAUCGAUCUUCAACAAGCUAAUCAAGUUGAUAUGAAUGCUGUAUUAGAUGCUUGCGUGGAUGAUGACUCCCUGAUAGACGAGAAACCUUAUGAGCCAGAUGUGAGAGAAUCGGAUUUUGAAGGAAUGGAAGUCGAACCAUCUUUCAGCAUAUCGAAUAAUUGGGUCGAGCAGUUAAAAUUGGCUGGCUCCAACUUACGGUCAGUAUUUGCUGAUACUUAUGAAUCUACACGUUCGGAUGACAAUGCGAUCGAGCUGCUAUUUGCGGAUUUCAACGAUAAUGUAAUGAUGGAGAAGAAAAUAGAAAAGGAGAGACGACUUGUUAAUUUUAACUUUGCUAGAUUUUCUUCUACUUGCUCGUUGUUGAUGAAGGCAGCAGAUAGGAAAAUUGGUGUUAAAAAUCACAUCCUCCCUUCAACUGCGCUGAACAACAUAAGCAUAAUGGAUGCACUAUUUUCAAAGCAUCUUAGCGUAAGUACUAUCACUGAGCGCCAAGCAAUGAAUUAUCCGCAGGUCACAGAAAAUUCUCUCCAGUUCAAGGACGUUGCAAAUUUAUGUGAGACGUCACAUCCAGAGUACACAUUAUGGGAGCUUUGCUCGGUUCUUUUCGAUGCAAUUGCACUUCCUCAUGAAGUUAAUGAUACCACCGUCCAGGAAACUCUUCUUAAAAACGAGAGACACAGAUUACUGUGCUCAUGGAUCGUUGAGCGAGUGAAAGACGAGAUCGAUGGAAAAAUACAAGCAACUACGGAUGCUCUUGAUUUGAUCUUUCUCCAUCUUUUGAAGAAUGACAUUCCUAAUGCAUCCAAAAUAGCAAUCAAAUCUCAAAAUGGUCAUCUGGCCAUUUUAAUUGCAUCGCUAGGCUCUAACGAUCCCCGUGUACGCUUUCUUGCCACUCAGGAGUUGGAAAGGUGGGGUACUGGUGGUCAAAGGGUUGAUCCCUCUAUCUCUCGCGUUUAUCAGCUGCUUACCGGUAAUGGUAUCGAGGCUAGCCAUCUAGCCAAAAUGGCAGGUAUGCAAGAUAUCAGCUGGCUUGCAUUAUUAGGUGCCAACUUGUACUAUGGGAAGAUUGACGAGCUAUCGUUGGAAGGUCUCAUCAGUAUUGCCACUAAAACAAUUGCUCCAGUUGAAGAUGACUAUAAAUCAAUAAUUUUCAAGUUAUACAGUGCUCAGAACUCGGCUGAUAAUAUCCUUCUCCAAGAAAUAAAAAGGACCACGUCUGUGUUGGAUCAUAGUUUCCUGUGGUAUUUUGCUCAGAUAAUGAGAUUUAACAAGCUAGACAACCUCUCUGACUAUGUUUGUGAUAAACUCACAUGCGACUUUAUCGGUCAACUCAGACUCGCUCAACUUUACAAGGAAGGCUUGUUUGCUGCGUGCUUUAUUACCAAUGACUUUGCUGCCAAACAACAGAUCGAUUCGAUUGUAUAUCAUGAAAUUUCGCAUUUCAGCAGUGGACCUAAUGAAGUUAUCCUAGAAAAAUUGAAAGUGCCAUCAAGUUUGAUUUUUAAGGCGAAAGCCCUAAGGGACAAAUAUGAGAAUGAUCACCUUUCAGAAGCUCAAAACCUUUUGAAAGCACACGCUUUCGAAGAAGCAGAGAAAGUCAUCGUAACGUAUGUGGGUCCCAGAUUGAUCAUCAGUGGAAUAAAGGAAAAUCGAAAUGACUUGGUUCUAUUGCGCAGCUUAUUAUCGAAGUUUCCAAUUUCUGAAAUGCAAACCUGGUCUAAAGGACUGGCAGUCUAUGACAAUUACCUAAAAUUGAAGUUCGACUCGACCGGUAGCAACGAGGUUCUGAAUCCAUUGAUCAGUGGACUAAGAACACUUUUUGAUGCGAACAAAGGUCAUACGGAGAUACUCGUUUGUUGCAACAUCAUUUCACAGGAGAUAAUUUUGCGUGUACAAAAUACUCAUCAAAAUCUGGACAAUGCCCAAAAGCAAAAACUACUAAAACUGCCACUUGGUCAACCAGAAAGAGUGUAUUUAAAGGGUUGUUGGACCUAA
Messenger RNA from Torulaspora delbrueckii, 3957 nucleotides. RefSeq names its product nucleocytoplasmic transporter NUP145 (gene NUP145). Gene Ontology annotation, molecular function: structural constituent of nuclear pore. The transcript has a single exon. Gene Ontology annotation, cellular component: nuclear pore cytoplasmic filaments; nuclear pore. The record is from RefSeq and is a predicted model, not a curated record. Gene Ontology annotation, biological process: protein import into nucleus; RNA export from nucleus; post-transcriptional tethering of RNA polymerase II gene DNA at nuclear periphery. Lineage: Eukaryota; Fungi; Ascomycota; Saccharomycetes; Saccharomycetales; Saccharomycetaceae. The coding region runs from base 1 to 3957 and encodes 1318 amino acids.